Brachypodium distachyon (stiff brome) is the source of this 2281-nucleotide messenger RNA. Its product is annotated as cell division control protein 48 homolog B. The record is from RefSeq and is a predicted model, not a curated record. The transcript is spliced from 13 exons. NCBI's taxonomy places the organism in Eukaryota, Viridiplantae, Streptophyta, Magnoliopsida, Poales, Poaceae. The coding region runs from base 409 to 2163 and encodes 584 amino acids. Gene Ontology annotation, molecular function: ATP binding; ATP hydrolysis activity.
GCCUGGCGCCCUCGAGCACUUGCCCUCGACGACGCCGGCCGGAAGCCAGGCACAGGGCCGCUCCGCACACCGCCGCCACUCGCCCACUGCCCUGCGCCUCCUCGCCCCGCCCGGCAUCCUGCGCUGCUGCCCUGCGCCGCCUCGCCUCACCUCCCCGCACCUGCAGCCCUUCGCCCGCAGCCACUGCUGCUCCGCCGUCGCGGUGGCUGCUGCUUCUCUGCCGCGAGCGUCGCCCCGCAGGAUUCCCUGCGCUCGCUUCCCCUCAUCUUCCCCAAUUUCUCUAUUCAGCUCCGGCGGCUCCCGACACUUUCCGUGCCUUGCUGUGCUACCUGCACGGCGACUUGAUGCCCCUGCUCGCUGGCGAUUUACUGGUAUUGGGGCACUGAAAUAAGAGAAGUAGGCGAGGAGAUGGCCGCUGGGAGCAAAGCCGGUGGCAGCGAUGGGGAUGAUGGCGAUUCGACUGGAGCUUGGCGGGCGGAGGAGGCUGUAGCUGGAAACCGCAUGGCGCUUGAUGCUCUGCGGGAGCUUGUGGUAUAUCCCUUCAUCUACGCACGCCAGUCGCGUCUUCUCGGCCUCAAGUGGCCCAGAGGAUUGCUUCUCUACGGUCCCCCUGGCACCGGAAAGACAAGCCUGGUUCAAGCCAUGGUUCGAGAAUGCAAUGCCCACCUGACAAUGAUCAAGUACUGGCUCAACUUGAUGUCAUUGAUACUGCAGUUUUUAAUACGACGAACACAGGACCCAUAUUCUGUGCAUAAAGCUCAUGCUGGAGAGGGUGAGAAGUUCCUGCGUGAAGCUUUCUCUGAAGCAUAUUCUCAGGCGUCACAGGGUAGACCAGCCAUUAUUUUCAUUGAUGAACUGGAUGCCAUAUGUCCACGCCGCGAUAACAAACGAGAGCAAGAGUCCCGCAUUGUUGGUCAGCUGCUGACUCUGAUGGAUGGAAACAAGAAAACAGUGAAGCUUCCUCAUGUAGUUGUUGUUGCAUCAACCAACAGAGUGGAUGCGAUUGAUCCAGCACUGAGAAGGCCAGGACGUUUCGAUUCAGAGAUAGAGGUCACUGUUCCCUCCCUAGAAGAAAGGUUGCAGAUUCUUAAGCUUUAUACCAAGAAUCUACAUCUUGAUUCAACUGUUGAUCUUCAAACUAUCGCUGCAUCCUGCAAUGGUUAUGUUGGAGCUGAUUUACAAGCUCUAUGUCGAGAAGCUGCCCUACUUGCGUAUCGUAGAUUGUCAAACUCAUCUGAGGAUGAGAAGGUUCACACACUUAUCAUGGCAGACUGGGAGUCCGCUAGAUCUCAGGUCAGAGCAAGCAUGACAAGAGGGGUAACAAAAGAAGUUUCAACUGUUUUAUGGGAUGAUAUUGGGGGUUUGCAAGAUCUAAAGAAAAAGCUUCAGCAAGCUGUUGAGUGGCCCAUCAAACAUGCUGCUGCAUUUGCUAGACUAGGGAUAUCACCAGUUCGUGGUGUGCUUCUGCAUGGUCCUCCAGGGUGCUCAAAGACCACCCUUGCCAAGGCUGCAGCACAUGCUGCCCAAGCUUCUUUCUUUUCUUUGAGUGGUGCAGAAUUAUAUUCGAAGUAUGUUGGAGAAGGUGAAGCUUUGUUGCGAAGAACAUUCCAGAGUGCACGCCUUGCUGCUCCUAGCAUUUUAUUUUUUGAUGAGGCUGAUGCAAUUGCUCCUAAAAGAACUGGUCCUGGUGGAAACAGUGGCAAUGUCACAGUUGGAGAAAGACUCCUGUCCACUUUGUUGACCGAAAUGGAUGGCUUAGAACUGGCUACGGGGAUUAUUGUUUUGGCUGCUACUAAUCGUCCCAAAGCAAUUGAUGCAGCUCUUCUCCGCCCAGGUCGUUUUGAUAUGGUGUUGUAUGUUCCACCGCCUGAUGUGCAAGGUCGGCACGAGAUACUGCGCAUCCAUACACGGAAAAUGAAGUUGGGGGAGGAUGUGGACCUUGUGAAGAUAGCAGAGUGCACUGAGCUGUUCACUGGUGCUGAUCUUGAAGGCCUGUGCAGGGAAGCAGGAAUGGCAGCCCUGAGGGAAGAUCUGUCAGCAAAUUCCAUACACAAAGCUCAUUUCGAGGCCGCAAGAAGGUCACUGAGGCCAUCACUGACAAAAGCAGAAAUUGAUGAGUAUGCAGCCGCCGCCAUCCAUGGUCUGUCAACGAGGAAACACUGAGAUGCACUUGUGUUUAAACUUGCGUAACAAACAAUCAUGGAUUUAUUGUACUCAGAUCAGUUUAUCCUUGGACAAUGCAAUUGCUGGGCGGUUACCCAUUGAUAAUUUUUUUGUACCA